Messenger RNA from Cylicostephanus goldi, 848 nucleotides. NCBI's taxonomy places the organism in Eukaryota, Metazoa, Nematoda, Chromadorea, Rhabditida, Strongylidae. The record is from the annotation of a GenBank genome assembly.
AUGACGGAUAUCAAGAUCGUUCCGCUUGGGGCAGGCCAAGAUGUCGGUCGCUCCUGUAUCUUGGUCACAAUAGGAGGAAAAAACGUAAUGCUUGAUUGUGGUAUGCACAUGGGCUAUCAAGAUGAACGGCGAUUUCCAGACUUCUCUUACAUCGGUGGAGGAGGGAAGCUGAAUGAUUACUUGACAUGCGUUAUCGUCUCUCACUUUCAUCUAGAUCACUGUGGUUCUUUGCCACAUAUGAGCGAAAUCGUCGGUUUUGACGGACCUAUCUAUAUGACGUACCCAACGAAAGCUAUAGCCCCAGUUCUGUUGGAGGAUUAUCGCAAGGUGCAAACAGAGUUCAGGGGAGACACGAAUUUCUUCACUUCCGCCAAUAUAAAGGCGUGCAUGAAAAAGGUUAUUGCUGUCAACCUUCAUGAAACCAUACAGGUUGACAGUGAACUGUCGAUACGAGCGUUUUAUGCUGGGCAUGUAUUAGGUGCAGCUAUGUUCGAGAUACGCGUUGGUCAUCAGAGUAUACUGUAUACAGGCGACUACAAUAUGACGCCUGAUCGUCAUCUCGGUGCUGCCAGAGUGCUGCCCGGGUUACGGCCAGAUUGUCUGAUCUCUGAGUCCACUUACGCUACCACAAUUCGUGACUCAAAAAGAGCACGCGAAAGAGAUUUUCUGAGAAAAGUGCAUGAUAGGGUGAUGGCAGGAGGAAAGGUUCUCAUCCCAGUUUUCGCAUUGGGACGUGCCCAAGAAAUGUGUAUACUUCUUGAGUCCUACUGGGAAAGGAUGGAUCUCAAAAUACCGAUCUAUUUUUCUCAAGGUCUGGCAGAACGAGCGAAUCAGGUAAUUUCUUGAGC